Messenger RNA from Cylicostephanus goldi, 684 nucleotides. The record is from the annotation of a GenBank genome assembly. NCBI's taxonomy places the organism in Eukaryota, Metazoa, Nematoda, Chromadorea, Rhabditida, Strongylidae.
AUGAAAGAAGCUCGAUUAUUACGAUCUUUACGACAUCCAAAUGUUGGCGAAAUCUACGGCGUUGCUUUACAUUAUAGCCCAAUUAUACUCGUUCUUGAAUACUUCUCGAAAUCACUUCACACUCAUCUAAAACAAAAUGCUGGACGAACUACAGAAGAAGAAAGGCGUAGAUUUAUAACCGAAGCUGCUGCUGGAUUUGCAUAUUUAGCAGAAAACGGCUGCAUACACAGAGAUAUUUCAGCCAAAGUUUGCAAGCUAAAUGAUGAUUUGGUAAAUGAAAGAGCAUGCAGAAAAAGAGAAGAGAUUGACGAAAUCUUUCAGGAAUUGAAGAUCUCCGGUUUUUCGCUUUGCGAAAACACUAAAGAAAUGCAUGAGUCAAACAAUAUCCAAAUUGCUGUGAAAUGGCAGGCUCCAGAAGUGUUAAAAGGCGGAAAUUUUAGUCUAAAAUCAGAUGUUUGGUCAUUUGGCAUACUUAUGUGGGAAGUGUACAACGAUGGAGCUGAACCAUAUGCUGGAAUGACUCCUAGCGUUGUGAAGAGUAUGAUUUUAGAAGAUGAGUAUAGAAUGCCAGUACCUCAGGAAUGCCCAGAAGUCAUAGCAAAGAUCAUGUCAUCAUGCUGGGAAACAUAUCCACGAAAACGACCAUGUAUGCAAGCAAUCUAUCUAGUUGUAAGAGAUAACUAA